AGGAGGUUAUAUUUCUCUAUAUAACAUUCUUGGUCUUAGCAAAUCAAAAUGCCCAUAUCCCCCCCAAUGCUUCGCCGAAGCCUUUCUGCGGACAACAUUCACGAUUCCAGGAUGGUGCCUCCAUCUAGUGUCAGUGAAUCAAAAGGUGAGCUGUGCAUGUGUGCGUCUUCUGUCGUCCACCUCCCCACAAUCGUCGGGUCUCAGAACACUGUCGUUUCUACUGGACAUCAGUCAACAGUCAACAUCAUCACUGACAGAGAUCCAAACGACAGUUCUAAACACGACAACGGGGAAAGCGAGACGACAGUUGGUCCAAAGAUCCUAUUCCUAGUGGCACUACUGGUCCUGAAUGCUGUCUACUGCAAAGACUUAAUUGGAUACGUUAUGGGAGUUUGGAGACAUAAAAACCUCUUCAUGCCCGUAUGUAUCCUACUUCUGAACGUCAAAGUUCUAUCAGGCUGGCGUAUCCUACAAAAGUUAAUUGGUCUGUAAUCUGAAUGUGAUUCCUGGACAGGGUGUAAGGGGCUCUGGAUAGAGGUAUGAACCUUUAGUUACCCGGUAUGCUGCACUUUACCUAGUAGAGUGGUCCGGGCACCACUGGUCCUCAUCCAACCCCUAAACUCUCACGUGCUGGCUCCAAGCGCCACACCCCGGUACACCGCUUCAGCAGGCGGGCUAAACCACGUGAGGGGACCAUACUUAUCUUGUAACAAUGGGCCCCAAAACUUUGAACUUAUUUUGGUUUGUCCAUUGUUUAUUUAUGGUAAUCUAUAGUUGAACAUUCUGUGGAACCAAGUGUUAUCUAUUUAUUUAUACAUAUUGACGACUGCCCAGAGGAGUAAACCUCUGUAUAAAAAAA
Molecule: messenger RNA, 859 nt
Organism: Branchiostoma floridae (Florida lancelet)
Lineage: Eukaryota; Metazoa; Chordata; Leptocardii; Amphioxiformes; Branchiostomatidae
Exons: 2
Coding region: 49-492 (147 amino acids)
Source: RefSeq, a predicted model, not a curated record